Messenger RNA from Zootoca vivipara (common lizard), 4632 nucleotides. The record is from RefSeq and is a predicted model, not a curated record. NCBI's taxonomy places the organism in Eukaryota, Metazoa, Chordata, Lepidosauria, Squamata, Lacertidae.
UUCGACGGCCCGCCAGCCGCCUUCUUGAGACAUAUAAUUUGCUAUUGUAGGAGGCGCCUUAGCCCUUUCCACACUUCGUCCGAAGGGAGACGGAAGUCCUGAGGCGGAGCCCGUAUCAAGUGUGGUUUGUGUGUGGCCCCGUAGAAACUGCCCCCCACCCUUUGGCGAUCUUUCCCUUCCGACACUUUUAUUUCCCCCAGUAUGGGCUCGAUCUGAUAAGCGGAGAGAAAAGCGAUUGGGGAGCGGGAUGCAGGCAGAUAUGCUAGUGCUUCUUUCGCCAUCUCCCCACUCUUCUUUCUAUAUGCAUGGGUGUAGCGGGGGAGGGGAGGCAACUGCCCGCAAAAGAAUAAAAAUUAAUACAAAUACAGUAUAAGGUUCUGCCCCCCCCCCAAAAGCUUCUCCCCCCCAACAAAAAUCCUGGCUACGCAUGGUUUCAGCAGUUUUUAAUACGCCAAGACAAUUCCACCUCUACCAGCACGCAUAACAGUAAAUUGAAGUGUCCCUGCCUGACACAUCGGAGAAUUGUAGAAUUGGAAGGGAGUAGGGACUCCCAAAAUCAUCUAAUCCGACCCCUGCAAAACAGGAAUAGGCAUUCACUUGUUCUGUGGGAUUCAAGACAUCUUUUCAGAAAAGGGUGUUUCUGGAUAUUGCCUUAAUGGUCAGGCUGAAUUAUUUUGGAGCUGGGAAAAUAUGAUUCUCCCCCACCCCUUCAGCUAGAAGCAUUUUGUAAGGACCAUCUUUCAUCAGCUGAAUAACCCCUGCACAAAGGACAAACCAUACAUCCAUGGGCGAAGCCAGGAUUUGUUUUAGGCAGGGCAGGCUUCAUGUAAGGGGGGCAGAGAACUGAGUUUACUAAUUGACCAAUUGUGUCGCAGGUAAGUAUUUUUUAUUUAUUUACUUGAUUUAAGGGGGCAGCUCACCCCCUGGUUACGCCCUUGCAUAAUCCUCGUGCCCAUUACACAUUUCGAAAUUUCAAAAAGAGUUCAAAUUCAUUUGACCCUUAAACAUAAAAAAGUGGUUGAAAUUCCAUCUUGCUAUCAGCAAUGCUCUGUCAUUUCCUGGGCCUUUUCUGCUUGUUAAGCACUGGUAUUUGUACAGAUCAUUUUAAUUUAUAAGUAGUGAACAGCGGUAAAUUUAUUUCUUGUCCAUAUCAAUAGGACAUCUUUCUCACAACUAUUAUAUUGGGAUUGUCCCUGGAUCAAGAUGAACACAAUACAGUGGUGCCUCGCAAGACAAAUUUAAUUCGUUCUGUGAGUCAAUUCAUUUUGCGAAAAAUUCGUCUUGCGAAUCCCAUAGGAAUGCAUUGAAAUUGUUUUUGUUUGUUUGUUUGCCCAUAGGAACGCAUUAAUUGAAUUUCAAUGCAUUCCUAUGGGAAACUGUGAUUCGCUAGACGAAUAUUUCACAAAACGAAUUCGUCUUGCGAGGCAACCUCUGAUCGCAAAACCCAUUCGUCUAGCAAAAAAAUCGUCUAGCAGGGCAUUCGUCUAGCGAGGUACCACUGUACUUGUUUGUAAAAGGUCCUAGAAUUCCAUAUUCUAGAGGCUUUUCUGGCUAAAAAGCAUUCCAAUUUAAUGAAAGGUUUUCAGAUUUAAAAAAAACCAUAGUGAUAUGAAUCUUUGUAUUCAUCAGAUUUGCCAGUACAGUGGUUUAAGAACAGCUUAGUUUAUGAACAACUUGGAUUAAGAACGCUGCAAACCCAAAAGGAGGUGUUUUGGUUUGUGAACUUUGCCUUGGAAGCAGAACAUAUUCCGCUUCCUGUUGAGUGUGUUCCAUUUGUAAAUUGAGUCCCCCGCUGCUAUGGGAAAACACACCUUGGUUUAAGAACGCUUUGGUUUAAGAACAGACUUCCGGAACAGAUUACAGGUGUAGCUUGACUGAAAAGCUUUGAAUAAAAUGUUGCCCCUAUGAAAGAUAUAUAGACACACACACCUGUACCUAUAAGAAUCCUGGAUGACAGGUGCCAUCUGAGCAUAAGUCUUUAUCUCAAACAGAAACAAAGCUUAUUCUGAAAUAGUACUUAUCACUAUGUUUUCCUCCCUUAAAAACUAAUGGUUUUAUUCAUAUGCAAUUUUAUACAGAUUAAAAAAAUUAAAACACAAUUAGCCUACUAUGUCCUGCUUCUAUAUAAACAGAGCUAGGAUGUUAGUAUAAUAGUCUAUACAAAAUUUGGGAAGACAUCUAUUACCAUUAAUCUUUCAUUUAUUAGGAAUAUGGCUAAUGGCUUUGAAAAUGAGAAGAAAAUCACAUUGUAAUUAAAUUAUUUCAUACUAACUAGAAAAUAAUGUUGGAGAAAGAGUAUACAAUGAUUUUAUGACUCUGAAAUAUACUUUAUAACUUUUUGUUUUAUUUUAAGGCUGUGUGACAAAAAAGAAUACAUGGAUAUUGAAUUAUUGGAGUAAAAAACUGACUUUACUGCAAGAUUAUGGUUCGAAUAACAUUGGAGCUAAUUGGUAAAAGCCUCAAUCAGAAGAAUCGCAGAGAUGAGUCCUUGGCCCAUUACUUGAGGAAAACGACUCAUCUUAAGUUAUCAAAUAAAAAUAUAGAUAUAAUUGAUGACCUGUCUUUGUGUAAAAACCUUAAUGUCCUUUAUUUGUAUGAUAACCAAAUUAGACAAAUACAAAAUUUGGAUUUUGCUACAAACCUAAGACACCUAUACCUCCAGAACAAUUGUAUUACACGAAUUGAAAAUCUAGCAUCAUUAAUAAAACUUGAAAAAUUGUAUCUGGGCGGCAAUUACAUCACUGUAGUAGAAGGCUUAGAGACUUUAGAAGAACUAAGAGAAUUACAUGUUGAAAGCCAGCAGCUUCCCCUAGGAGAAAAGGUUUUGUUUGACCCAAGAAGUCUUCAAUCGCUAGCGAAGUCUUUAACAGUUUUGAAUAUCAGCAAUAACAAUAUUGAUGAAGUGAGUGAUUUAGCAAUUCUUGAAAAUAUCUCCCACCUUAUAGCUGUUGACAACCAAAUUCAACAUGUGAAGGACUUGGAGUUUGUGCUGGGUAUAUGGACCAACCUGCGCAAAUUAGAGCUGAAUGGAAAUCCUGUUUGCCAGAAACCAAAAUAUAAGGACAGAGUUAUACAGCAAUCAAAAUCCCUUGAGUCCCUUGAUGGAAAAGAAAUAAAAGAAAUGGAAAGACAAUUCCUGAUGAAUUGGAAAGCAUCCAGAGAUGCCAGGAAGAAAAACAGGGCAGAAAGUAUGAUGAAUGAACAUGCACCAUAUUUACAUCUUGUACCAGAAGAGGCAAUGCAGGCCCUGAACCAGUGUCUAUCUGAAGGCAGUAAUGUGCUGAAUGUGGAUCAGUAAAUUGAAGAUGAAUCCAGGCAAGCCACAGAUAUUGUGGGUGGGUAGUUCUCUUGCCCAGGAGUUGGCAGAACUUGGGGUUGCACUUGAACAACAAGGUGCAUCAUUUGGGGGUGCUUUUGGAACAAUCUUUGUCAUUUACGACUAGGAGAGCUUAUGUCCAUUUUGGCUGGUAUGCCAACUACAGCUAUUUCUGGAUAGGGAUAUUCUAGCCAUGGUUGUUAUUGUGAUGUCCAAAUUGGAUUUUAAUGCAUUCUUUCUAGGACUGUACUUGAAGGUGUUCCAGAAAUUUUAACUAGUGCAGAAUGCUAGUAGGGGUAGCACACUGUGAGCAUAUUUUAAAAGAGCUGCAUCAGUUGUCAAUUGUUUUCUGGGUCCAGUUGAAGUUGCUUACUUUGACAUGUAAAGCCCUAAGUGGCCUGGAACAGAAAUGUAUGAAAGAAUGCAUUUUGCUGUAUUGACAUGCCCAUGCUCUCUUCUUUGUAACCUCUAAAUGGGAUGAAAUACAUUGUGAGAGGACCUGCUGAAGGGCCUCUUCAUUGGUGGCUCCUUGUGUGGAAUUCCCUCCCCAGUGGUCUUAUUCCUAUAUACUUUUGGGCCAUAAGUUCAGAUUCAAUUUUUUCGGAAACCAUUUAGAAGAUGAGAGACCUGACUGGAAAAAUAGCUUAGCUUGCUGCUGGUGGUAUUACUAAAUUGUUGUAUUGCUUUGUUAUUUAUUUGGGGGUUGUGUUAUUUUAUGCUUUGUUUUUACAUUGUCUGAUUUUGUUGCCCUGUGGCUUGUACGAAGUGCAAUAGAUAAAUCUUCUAAAUAAAUAAACAAAGUCUACUCACCCUUUUUGAUAAUCCAGUAAAAUGAUUGAUGAAUGGGUUAUUUAUCUUCUGUAGCAAAUCUUCAAAAUAUUUUAUAGGAACAGUUUUGAAUUACAUUUACCCAGUACCGUAUUUUAAAAGUUUAUGUACUUUUAUCGUGUAUUUGAGCAGUACAGUAAUAGUAUUGCUGCCUGUAGAUAGUCACUGUGUAAAAGUAGUUUUUUAAAAAUAAUAGUAAUCAUUAUUUACCUAUUUAUGUCACUUUCCACAGUCUUAGUUUGUAAAAUGAGUAACAGAGCAAAGGCUUCUCUUUCACCAUCAUUUUUCUGCUACUUCCAAUUUCUAACUGAAAAUUCUGCUUGGAUAAUGUUCUCAGGCACUUUGACAUAAAACAUGCAGUAAUGUUUAUAGUUUAUUUUUGGAAAAAUGCUAUACUUACAUACAUUAUCCAUGGUUCUGUUAAAUUAUAUUUCCACUUUAUCUAGUUAUUAUAUAUUUUGCAGGUGUAACCAUGUCUUCAUUGUUUU